AUGAGCUUUUCACCCUUGCUAGACAAUGAGAGACGCAACAAUCCAUGGAAGGGUCAGUUGCGAUCCUCUAAAGGUUUUACCUUAGCGACAAUGUCCAUGGCGCUCUUUACAGACGAGCUUCUGUUCUCUUUCAUGGUACCCUUGCUUCCUUACAUCUUUGAACAGCGCCUCGGGGUUCAAGCAUCUCGCGUCCAAGCAUACACAUCACUCUUCUUGACUGAAGGCGCUUUAGUCGCCAUCAUAACCAGCCCAUUGAUCGGGCAUGUGGCCGACCGUGCCAAGUCCAAGAAAGUCUUGCUACUUGGUUUGCUGAUGUUGACACUUGUCAGUGUUGGUGGCCUUGCGGUCACAAAGUCGUGCCAGAUGAUAGUGGCCGGGCUCUUCAUCGGUCGAUUCUUCCAAUGUUUUACCAGCAAUGGCCUCUGGAUCGUGGGCGUCGCAACGAUGGUGGAGAGUGUUGGGAGCGAGCAUAUGGGCAAAAUCGCAGGGCUAACCUCAACCUUGACUGCAGCGGGGACAUGUACGGGUCCACUGCUAGCCGGGUUUCUCUUCGGGCUUGGGGGGUAUUGGCCUGCUUGGGUGGGUCCGGCUGUCUUCCUGGCCGUGGAUAUCUUAAUGCGUAUUCUGUUGAUUGACCGUCCAAAAGCACCACGAGAGAGAUCUGGAGAUGAAUCCGAACUUGUCGCGGAGGCUUCCCCUUUGCUAGAUGCACAGCCAGUCCCCGUUGAAGAAGAAACAGGGUGGCGAUUCUACGCCCGUCUGUUUCGCCAACCGCGCUUUGCAACAGGUAUCAUUUGCUACUCUGUAUAUGCCCUAUAUAUUGCCAGCUUCCAGGCUACGAUCCCCUUGCACUCGUGGGACGCCUUCAGAUGGGAGGUCUUCCCGGUUGGUCUUCUUCUUGCCGCUGUUCAGGGUCCGGGAAUGGCCCUGGCACCCCUAAUUGGAUACUGGAAAGACCGCUGGGGAUCGCGAAUCCCAACAACGAUUGCUUUCUUCUCCAUGGCACCCUUUUUCCUGCUCUCAGGAGCAGCGGGUGACGAGCGCUUCCCGUGGUUUGCUGGUGGAAAUAAAGGCAAGGUCACAUAUAUUUGCUCCUUGGCCACGGCUGGGUGUCUUAUGUCUUUGCUGAGUGGGGUAGGGGCAAUGGAGGCGACUGAGGCGGUUGAUAAGCUAGAAGAAAGUCACCCCGGCAUCUUUGGAAAGUAUGGAGGCUACUCUCGGGCUGUCGCCAUCACUAGCAUGAGUUGGACAAUGGGCCUGAUGGUUGGGCCCGUCUUAGGAGGGUUCAUGGUGGAGAGAUUUGGUUACUUUGAAUUACAGUGUGUUCAGGGGGGGGGAGGGUUUCACGGCGAACUUACCGGUCGGUGCCUGCCACCUUGCAGGAGGUGCCAUUGCACUCCUGAUCAUGGUUGUUAG
This is a messenger RNA of Aspergillus campestris IBT 28561, 1416 nucleotides long. Its product is annotated as MFS general substrate transporter. NCBI's taxonomy places the organism in Eukaryota, Fungi, Ascomycota, Eurotiomycetes, Eurotiales, Aspergillaceae. Bases 1 to 1416 code for a protein of 471 amino acids. The transcript is spliced from 6 exons. Gene Ontology annotation, biological process: transmembrane transport. Gene Ontology annotation, molecular function: transmembrane transporter activity. The record is from RefSeq and is a predicted model, not a curated record.